Molecule: messenger RNA, 1273 nt
Organism: Drosophila sulfurigaster albostrigata
Lineage: Eukaryota; Metazoa; Arthropoda; Insecta; Diptera; Drosophilidae
Gene: Coq5
Product: 2-methoxy-6-polyprenyl-1,4-benzoquinol methylase, mitochondrial
Exons: 3
Coding region: 131-1021 (296 amino acids)
Biological process (GO): ubiquinone biosynthetic process
Molecular function (GO): methyltransferase activity
Source: RefSeq, a predicted model, not a curated record
UUAUCGAUAAGCAAGAACGAACAAACAGCUGAUUGCUGGCGCUGGUGCACAAAUUUUUGUUAUUUCAUAAUAAAUUUGUAACUCUAGUUGAUUAUUUGAGAAGCUUCACUUAAAGGUGAAUCAAAACAUAAUGCAAAACACCCGCAGACUAACAAACCUGGCCCGGCUUUUGUUGCUGCGACGCACAGCGACAACGGCAACAACUCAAGCAACAAGCGCAAGCGGCGGCGACGGCGGCGCCGAGGAAACGACACAUUUUGGUUACCAAACGGUCAAGGAAAGUGAAAAGGAACACAAAGUUCAUGAGGUAUUUGAGCAGGUGGCCAAAUCGUACGAUCUGAUGAACGAUGCCAUGUCAAUGGGCAUUCAUCGUGUGUGGAAAGACAUCUUCAUCGAGCGUCUGGGACCAACACAUGGCAUGCGGGUGCUGGACAUGGCCGGCGGCACGGGUGACAUCAGCUUUCGCUACCUCAAAUAUCUGGCCAAACAGCCAAAUCCACAACAGCGUCAAAGUCAUGUCACCGUCUCCGAUAUCAAUCAACACAUGUUAAAUGUCGGCGAGGAGCGUGCCCGUCAAUUGGGUUUGACCGUUGAGCAGCUGCCCAAUGCCAGCAUUGAUUGGCAGUGUGCCGAUGCCGAGAAGCUGCCAUUUAAAAGCGAUAGCUUCACUGCCUACACCAUUGCCUUUGGCAUACGCAACUGCACGCAUGUGGACAAGGUGCUGAGCGAAGCGUAUCGUGUGUUGCAGCCAGGCGGACGCUUCAUGUGUUUGGAGUUCAGUCACUUGGAAAAUGAGGCGAUGCAAUGGCUGUACGAUCAAUACUCCUUCCAGGUGAUCCCGCCAAUGGGUCAGUUGCUCGCUGGCCAGUGGCAUGCGUAUCAAUAUCUGGUGGAGAGCAUACGACGCUUUCCUCGCCAGGAGCAGUUCAAGAGCAUGAUCGAGGAUGCGGGUUUCGUUAAUGCUACCUAUGAGAAUCUAACCUUCGGUGUGGUCAGCAUACACUCUGGGUUUAAGCUGUAGCUACUCCACAACUCGUGUCAACAAUAUAAUUCCUGUAAUUUAGAAACUCUUGCAAAGAGCUUCGCUGCAAUCGGUUUGCAAAGCACGUGCUGAAGUUUUGCUUUUUGUUUUUUUUUGUAUUUUUUAUGUUGGUUUUUAUGGCUUGCUUACAUGUCGACGUUGAAAUUGGAAGUUUUAUAAACACAUUGUUGAACAAAAACCAAAAAAAAAUAUACUAUAUAUUACAAUCGCGCCAAAAUUUAUGAGUUUUAC